Messenger RNA from Lemur catta (Ring-tailed lemur), 7948 nucleotides. RefSeq names its product potassium voltage-gated channel subfamily A member 1 (gene KCNA1). Gene Ontology annotation, biological process: protein homooligomerization; potassium ion transmembrane transport. Gene Ontology annotation, cellular component: neuronal cell body; membrane; dendrite. Gene Ontology annotation, molecular function: delayed rectifier potassium channel activity; protein binding. Bases 1080 to 2567 code for a protein of 495 amino acids. NCBI's taxonomy places the organism in Eukaryota, Metazoa, Chordata, Mammalia, Primates, Lemuridae. The record is from RefSeq and is a predicted model, not a curated record. The transcript is spliced from 2 exons.
AGAAAUGGACCGAACGGACCCGCAGCCGCACGCACCGUGCCCCACUCGGAGCUGCUGAAGGCUCCCGGCGCGCCGCGUAGCCUUGGAGAGGUCCAGGCCGGGUGCGGAGAGCGGAGGGACUGCGGAGCCAUGUAGAUCCAGGCUCCUGCCCGCCCGCCUCCUCCAGGAUCGAAUCAAGGGCUCCCACGGUGUUAGGAGGGGGCGAAGUGCUGUUUAUCGUCAUUUGCUUCGGAGCUUCGGGAGAGGGUUGGCAUUUUGCUUUUCCGCCCAGCAUCCUCCGGAACUCCCUGCACCGGAGCGAGGACGGCGUCUCCAGGUUGCGGGCGGCGGGUGAGAAUGGGGGCAGGGUAUGAACGUUUCCGCCACGGCUGCUCAGCACAGCGACUGUCCGACUGAGAGGGGCGCCGGACGAGCGCACGGGGGCGGCGAGUGGCCCGGCGCCUCCCGGGUGCCGCUGCGGCGGCCGCUCCGGCCCGGUACUGCAAGGCGACCUGCCGCAUUCCACGCGGGCUCUCCGCCGACUCAGCACCGCCCCUGCGCCAAGCCGCCGGCCAGCGUCCAUCGAUCGCCCUGGUGGGAGCUUAGAAGGCGGCAGGCGAAGAGGGGUAGGAGGGGGGAGAGCCGAGGAGAAGCAGAGGGGGUGGCAGGCGUGGGGAUCUGCUGAGCUGGCAUUGCACCGGGUCCUAGCAGGGCUCUCGGAGGGGAGGGGAGGCCAGGGCGACCCCCGAAGCGAUGGCCCGGUCCCCUAGAGCGGCACUGCCUUAAGGCACCUCGGAGCAGGAAGAAAUACCAAAAAAACGGAAAGCAAAAAUCCCAACUCAGCCCUCGGCAAAAAGCUGCAGCCGGGCCCGCAAGCGAGGGGGAUUCCAAAUUGAGUCAAAGGCAGGGUGGAGGGGACCGCCAGGAGAAGCGAAGUCGCAGAUCCCUCGACCUGCUCGCUCGGAAGCCCCUCCCCCUGAGCGUGGGGGAGCCGAGCACUCCGGUGGGGGGGGCGCUCGGGUCCCCCCCACCCCUCCUCCCUCGCGCUCUCCCGGCCCAGACUCCCGCCUGGCCUCCCGCCCCUGCGCCCGGCUUCCACCAUGACGGUGAUGUCUGGGGAGAACGCGGACGAGGCCUCGGCCGCCCCGGGCCACCCCCAGGACGGCAGCUACCCGCGGGCGGCCGAGCACGAAGACCACGAGUGCUGUGAGCGCGUGGUCAUCAACAUCUCCGGGCUGCGCUUCGAGACGCAGCUCAAGACCCUGGCGCAGUUCCCCAACACCCUGCUGGGCAACCCUAAGAAGCGCAUGCGCUACUUCGACCCCCUGAGGAACGAGUACUUCUUCGACCGCAACCGGCCCAGCUUCGACGCCAUCCUCUACUACUACCAGUCCGGGGGCCGCCUGCGGAGGCCGGUCAACGUGCCCCUGGACAUGUUCUCCGAGGAGAUCAAAUUUUACGAGCUGGGCGAGGAGGCCAUGGAGAAGUUCCGGGAGGACGAGGGCUUCAUCAAGGAGGAGGAGCGCCCUCUGCCCGAGAAGGAGUACCAGCGCCAGGUGUGGCUGCUCUUCGAGUACCCCGAGAGCUCGGGGCCCGCCCGAGUCAUCGCCAUCGUCUCGGUCAUGGUCAUCCUCAUCUCCAUCGUCAUCUUUUGCCUGGAGACGCUCCCCGAGCUGAAGGACGACAAGGACUUCACGGGCACCGUCCACCGCCUCGACAACACCACGCUCAUCUACAAUUCCAACAUCUUCACGGACCCCUUCUUCAUCGUGGAGACGCUGUGCAUCAUCUGGUUCUCCUUCGAGCUGGUGGUGCGCUUCUUCUCCUGCCCCAGCAAGACGGACUUCUUCAAAAACAUCAUGAACUUCAUCGACAUUGUGGCCAUCAUCCCUUAUUUCAUCACCCUGGGCACCGAGAUAGCUGAGCAGGAAGGCAACCAGAAGGGCGAGCAGGCCACUUCGCUGGCCAUCCUCAGGGUCAUCCGGUUGGUGAGGGUUUUUAGAAUCUUCAAGCUCUCCCGCCACUCUAAGGGCCUCCAGAUCCUGGGCCAGACCCUCAAAGCUAGCAUGAGAGAGCUAGGGCUGCUCAUCUUUUUCCUCUUCAUCGGGGUCAUACUGUUUUCUAGCGCAGUGUACUUUGCCGAGGCGGAAGAAGCUGAGUCGCACUUCUCCAGUAUCCCCGAUGCUUUCUGGUGGGCGGUGGUAUCCAUGACCACCGUAGGAUACGGUGACAUGUACCCUGUGACAAUUGGAGGCAAGAUCGUGGGCUCCUUGUGUGCCAUCGCUGGUGUGCUGACAAUUGCCCUGCCCGUACCUGUCAUUGUGUCCAAUUUCAACUAUUUCUACCACCGAGAAACUGAGGGGGAAGAGCAGGCUCAGUUGCUCCACGUUAGUUCCCCUAACUUAGCCUCUGACAGUGACCUCAGUCGCCGCAGUUCCUCUACUAUCAGCAAGUCUGAGUACAUGGAGAUCGAGGAGGAUGCGAAUAACAGCAUAGCCCAUUAUAGACAGGCCAACAUCAGAACUGGCAAUUGCACCACAGCUAACCAAAACUGCGUUAAUAAGAGCAAGCUACUGACCGAUGUUUAAACAAACAAACAAACAAAAAACAAACAAACAAACAAAAACAAGCCAAUGAGCAAACAAAAAGUCCCACUUAGCAGCUCAGAAAGACUUAAACAAAACAAUAAAACCUAGUGACUCAUGUCACACUUUGUAGAUACUUUACUAAAUAGUCUUUGAAUGCUCUAUUUACCUGUCAAUGCAUUGUUGCAUUGUGGCUUCCGGGGGUGGUGAACCAGAAGCUUUCAAGAUCCGUGAAAAAAGAAACUAUUUUCAUUUUCUUAAUAAAUGGGAAAAGAAAGAGUAUUUUCUAAAACUGGCUUUAAAAAAUUCAGUCCAUGAACUAGUCUAGGUAAAAUAAGGAUCAUGUGCUUCCCUAUACUGAAACAUUUUUAAUCCUUUGGCUUCUUUAACUUUUUUUACAACUAAAAACCAGAUGAUCACUUAGAAAUAUAAAGUUAAAAUAUGCAUGGGAUUCCAAUAUAAAAUCUUUGCAAACUGCACAGCACAUUUAAGACAGUGCAUUGGAUGUGUUGUAUGUAACAUGAUAUACCAGCCAAAGUGGGCAAUGAAGGAUUAUUUUUAUUUUGAUCAACUGAAUUGCAUAUUAUAAGGUGAAAAAUAACAAAAUUACUUAAGACUGGUUCACAGAGCACCUUGUAAAUCUGAUACUGGUCCUGAUCUGAUUUCCCCUCUGCCCUGUUCUCCCAAUCCAGACUAUUAUCUUAAGAAAAAAAUAACUGAAUUAAAUUAAUUGAUUCAUCUGCAGUGCUGCUAAGUUUUCUCAACUGCGGAGGAGCCGAAUACAGGUCUUUUCUCACCAGGCCUGCACCCUGACCCCUGGCCUUCAGAACUGGAUGUAAAACCUUAGCCUCCUUAUUGCAAGAGAGCACAAAUGGAGUUAAAUGUAAGCAUGUUUGAAUCUGAUAACAUUUAUUUUAUAAUCGCAUGCUGAGAAGUUAACCCAGACAAUAGCGGAUAAGCUUAAGUUAAAAUUGACUCUUCUAAAAAUAGAUCCCUUUUCAUUUGCAUUCACCAAAAGUGCACUCCUCCAUUUAUUAACUAUUUUAUUAGUAAAUAAAGUACUGUAUUUAAGUGCAUAUGUUAGAUGGGAACAAUAACUUUUUGGAGCGCAAAGCAUGUUCUCUUAUUCAGCAUUACGGCCUCUUUGAUUAAGAUGUACCUUGAAUUAAGUAAUGCAUGAUCUCAGUAAUAAAAAUUAAAAAAAAUAAUAAAAAUUACAAGUCUGUGGGAUGAAAGGCCCAACAGAAACAAUGGGGGGUGGGGGUGGAGGGCACUCAGUCAAUUUUCCUGCCUUUGCUCAGGGAAAUGUCAGGUUUUUGUGCAGGUGUAGGCAGAGAGAGGACCAAUAUGCCCAUCCCUUAAAGGGAAGCUAUGAGAAAAACUAAAAAAAUUAUCAAGGUAUAUAUAGCAACACCUAAGAAAACAUAUCCUUUCUAGAUGAAGAUAAACACAAGCAAAACAAACAAAAAAAGGUGCAAUACUGCAUGUUUUUUGGUGCAUUUUUAGGAUGUAAAUGAAAAUGUUUAUCUAUUGUAUGCAUCCAAAGCAGAGCUGAUUUUUCUUUGCAGUCAUGAUUUGAAGUCUGUAGAGACUUUGACCCUCCCCUCGAGGCUCCCUGAAGAAACUCAACCAAUUGAUUUAAUAGUUGCUUAGUGCCUUUAUCCUGUACCCACAGUGAACUGCAGAAAGUGCCUCCACACACAGCUGAGAAGUUAGGUAACAAAAGGGGGAAGGGUUGGGGCACAGAUAUUUUGCUUUUUCUUUUUCCAUCCUCACCCUUUCAUUUCACCACUGUGAGAAGACCACACCACCCUAAACCCUGGAGAGGAGCGAUCCAGGGGGGUGCUGUCUCUCUAGCCAUCCACUGGACUCGGUUCCUUUGGCAUCCUCACGCUGGGUGUGAACUGAGACCCAUCUUUGAACUGGACAUAAACCGUGAACUUGUUUUCUCCUCUUCUCCACCGAAGCCAAGAUAAACUUUUGGGAAUUUGUUUCCUAUCAAGGGCCACUCUGGACAUGCAAGGCUUCCUCAGGUCCAGUGUAGAUUCCUGGCACAUCUCCCCGUUCUUUCUCUGCUAGCAACAGCACUUUGCCAAUCUCUGUGAUAGUCUGAUCUUUUCAGGCAUCAUUGUGGAUGUGGGAACACUCAGUUCAUAAAACCUUUCCUAGGCCUUCCCUCCUGGCCCAUCGCUUUCAGAUAUUUUCUAUGAUGCUCCUAUGAUCCUCCCACCUGGCAGUCACUUCACAGGCUGAGCAUCUGACUUCUGCUGCCCCAGUCACCCAGCCCAGAGAGCGUGGGGACGCUGCGCCCAGCUGAAAGAGAGCCACAGAACACAGGCCUCUGCAGCCCCAGCCAGCAGCUGUCCACCGACAGAGAGGCACUCACAGCCUUUUUAAGGACCCUGAGGUGGGGAAUCUUCAUUCUGUACUUAGCAUGUGGCCACCUGCUGCUGCCUACCUGACAUUCCUGCCUGGCUUCUUCCAGAAAUCUUCACUGUUACUCUUGUCCCUUGUCCCUCACCCUAUCCUAGAACUAGCAGUGAGGCAAUCAGCCUAGAGAUCGAGUUAGGCGGGCUCGCUCGAUGGCAAGAAAGAAGGUGGAUGUGUUAUCUUGCUGUGCGACUCCAUGAAUCUGUGAGGUGACUGCAACACAUCGUGGAAGACAAGGGGCCAAGAACUGCACAGCGUCUGACUACAGGGCAUUAAACCCUUCCGUGUGACGUCUCCUUCUCGUCUGAACCUUAACUCGUCCUGGCGAUUCCUCCCCUACUUGCUUAAAAGUCCUCGGUUGAGAAAAAAACACCAACCUGCCCCCAGUCCUCGGGGAUAACUUGAUCUUUUGUUUCAACUUUGAGGUCUAGGACACACAGAACUUGAAACGCUGCACUCUGUCAACAGCAAUAAUCCACUCGGUACUGUGGAACGGAUGAGUUAGAGGAUGAGAAACUGGUGUUAAGGCUGACUCUGGCUCCCUGGUAUACUUCCGGAGCUGUACCCUGGACUGGUUGAUUCUUCUGCAUGUAAAAUAGGGAAAAGUGCUGCAUGCGGCGAACCCGUCAGCCUGGGAUUGGGGUGAGGUUGUUACGCGUGUGGGGUGGUGUGAGGAUAAUGAACGCUGCUUGGCCCAUCUGUAGCUCACUGCAGUGAAUUCAGCACGAGUGGAGCACAGGGAUGAUCUGUGUGGCAUAGGCAUGUGACGUUUGCCCAAGCGCUUACCCUUCGCACUGCAAUGUGCUGAAAUGUCUUUGUAGGCCUGAAGGUGCACUUAACAAAACUGCCUAUUAAGGGACGACUAUCUUUUGGUUUACUUAUUCACAUUUAUUUUACCAGGCUUUUUACCUUUUCUUCCCCUUCCUAGAUAUUGAGCAUUCAUGGCUCACGUCCUGCAUAUGUGUUUUCUCCAGAGGGAGAAGACUUCUGACGUGCUGAUAGCCAUAGCUUAGCUCUUCCAGUGCAUCGGGGCCCUAGUUCAAUAGGGUGGCGGUGGGAGGGUUGGGUCUCACCAGGCUGUUAGCCAUCCAGAAUCUCUGAAGUGGUUAACUCACCUGAAGUGAUCUGAAUCAGAGAGACCAAAGACAUUCAUUUCCUCUGUCCUCAGAUUUAUCGAAGACAGAUUGUAGCCAGGAAAGGUUUUUGUUGUUGCAUCUCCCCUUCCACAGCUGUGCACAACUCCCCUCACUUGCCCUUGAGAUUCGAGUUCUGAUCACCAUUUAAAUCAGUUCAUGGGAACCUGUUAGUGGGUCGGCCUUGCAAAGUCAGGUAAACUGGUGGCCAGGCCUUCUCUGGGAUGACGGCCGAGGAGCAGUCGUUUCCCUAAAAUGAAAUUGUGCGGCAGGGCUGGAUUCCACUGUGGUGGAACUGAAGCACAGGUGGCAUCGCAGUCUUGGUUCACUUGAGAAUAAAAAAGAAACCUUGUAAACAGUAAAUGAGGAAUGCAUUUCUUUAAGUAGAAAUUUGCUUUAGUCCAUAAAGGGCCUUCUUCAUGUUGUGCACAGUUACACAUUUUUCAAAUUAGUUGCCAUCUAGAAGUUGUAAAAAUAAUUCCCUACCCCCACCCCCAUUUGAUUAUAGGAGACCUCAAAACACAUGCUCUUUAACAAUUUGAAAAUUUAAUUCCUUGUUUGGUGGAUUGGCUUGAACAGAAAGGAGAGCGAGAACAUUAGCAGAAGGCAGUUCCCCAUUUUCUUCCAGGAAUGACUUAUUCCUGGGAGUGGUGAGAAUCGGUGGGUGGUAACCAUCCACAGUAUAGAAUUGUUAGAAAGAAUAUAAACUGCCAAACAACCGUGUUAUCUUCCAGCUUUUUUUCGAGCAAGAAUGAGGUCUUUUGAUGUUUAUAUUCAUUUUAAGAAGACAAAGAAACAAACUAAAAUUUUAAGGUCAGACACAACCCAAGUUGAAUUGUGAUCUCAGGAGGUGACUUCUCAUCUAACAUGUGGUGUAUUAGUACUUGUAUUUAUAUCUUGGAAUUUCAGGGUAUAUGUGACCAUGUCUAGCAUGACUCAGGUAAAUCUUAAAAGAAUGUACAUUACUUACCAUUUUUGUAAAGAAGCAAACAGGAGCUGAAUUGUUAACCAAAAUUGUUCCAUUACCUUGGGUCACUGUGCAAACUCAUUCAGGGUAUGGAUGUCAGAUUUAGAAGCCUUGGGAUCAAAUGCCAGUAUCUUUGCUCAGGCAAAAUGACCACGGGCUUUCUUGGGAAGCCCAGUGCGUAAGUGAGGAGUGAGGCCCUGCUGACCUCAGGGCUGGAAGCUUUAAGGACAUUGACCAUAGUCACAGUGAUUUUCAUUUAGGAAUUAACUAGGGGUUUACUUUUUAUGAUGUGGGACUUCAAAGAGUAUAGACAAAUUUCAUACCACAAUCAGAAGAAGAAGAAAUGGUGUAAGGAAAGAAAACAUAACAAAACAAGAAAUCCCUUGCAAAGUAUUCCAGGUCAAAAGUUGUCUCCUUUCCAAAACUUGCAGAAGCACCUUUCUUCUCUUCAGCGCACUGUUUUGGGACUGUUUGCGCAGCAGCUGUAAGUAGACAGUGUGAACUCCAUGUGACAUACCUCUAAUAUUAAAGAAUUACUGAGGUUAAAAAUAAAAAUUGAGUAGUAUUAAUUUAAAGUGCACCAUCAGGACAACAAACCAUUUAAGCUGAAAAGCACUUUUAUUUCUUGAGUUUGCCAGUUGCUUAUACCUUGAGUUAAGGAUGUGUCUCAUCUUCACCUCCUGUGCAUUUUCCCUUCUCCUACUGUUUAAUAUGUCAGGUCGAGGACAUUGAAUGUUACGAAUUGAGAACCUAAUUGAUGCGCAUAGUUUUCAUCUAUGCAAUUUUACUUGCUUCUGUCACUUUAUGAUCUGUUCAUAUUUGGCAUCAAUUAAAGAUAAUUUUUAAGGAUCUUA